AUGCGCCACCCCUUCGCUAACGUCCAAUACUACGCAAGCGAGUUACAUUCUGAUGAUGCAUACGACUCCGAGGACGCUCCCUCCUCAAACGAGAAGUCCUCCCUCCAGCACGCCCUUGUGAUACCUCCGCGCUGGCCACAACCGGAAUUAACACCCUCCGUGUUCCACCCUCAAGAACCGGCCCAGGUGGUGAAACAAACCCGCAGACUGGCCGUGUUGCUCGGCGGACUAGAGCCUGGCUCCGUAAUCCCAACCUACCGCCCUGGCGGUACCGUGAACGGCUCCCUUGCUAUUCUGAGCCCGUCGGAGCUGCUCUCGGUGCACGUGGCUGUACAUGGGUACAUCAACAUUAGCGAAAUCGCCGGCGCGGGGCGAACCCUUACGGAGGUACUUCACGAGGACCUCUACGCGUGGAACUCAGAGUGCAGUCCUCCGCUGCCUUUGAGGAUCCCCUUCAAGUACACCCUCCCUUCGCAUUACCCCGAUCCCAGCUGUGGCGAGCGUCUUCCGCUCCCACCGACCUACCACGCGUAUCUCUCCGGUAUCCCCGGCUUCACUGUUAAUGUGUCAUAUCACAUUGCGGUAGACAUGCUCUAUACGAAGCGCCAAGGACCAUCGUGGCGAAAGCGCAGGUGCUUGCGAGUGCCUCUGCAAUUGCAAUAUUUCACUCGUCCUGCCGCGUGCGGUCCCUUUCGCCUCAGCUCGGAGCAGAACGCGGCUGGCCCGCGCACAUUGUUCACGUUCCACAUGCCAUCUAGACAGACUAGUCGCGCCCAGAUAGAGACACAUGUAUUCCUACCGCAAUCGCAAAUCUGUAGCCUUAAAGAGCCCAUUCCUUUCUUCGUAACUUUAUUCGGAAACGAGGCGGUCCUCGCGCCGUUCCUCCGUUAUGCGCCGUCCUCGGCAUCCUUCCAUCCCUUGUCAUCACCGUCGGAAACAUCUAUCGACUCAUUGCAGCGCGCUCUGAAGCUGCGGCAGAGCACGCCUUCGUGCCCACUGCGCAUCAUCUUACAAAGGACCACAGCAGUCGACGUGGAUCGCGCCGGCGUUCCCUGCGUCGAAGGCCGCGUCGGUCAAGACUUUGCCUCGAAGAGCAUCGGCCAAGGCGCGAUCCACAACGUCAGCCGGGGCCCAAGGUCGAUAACCUGGGCGGGGACCAUCACGGUCAACGCAGACAUCGCCUCGGGUGGGUUCGUGGCGAGUGGGCUGAGAGUAUCGGACAGCAUCGUGGUCUCUAUCAAGCCGCCGGAAGUAUCACGGAGCCGCUGGAUGCCACUGUGUGAGACGAUAGCGGUGCGACUGACCACGGAGUCGUAUGGGUGCUCCGCCGCUGUGCCCGUAGCCUGA
Molecule: messenger RNA, 1347 nt
Organism: Fomitopsis serialis
Lineage: Eukaryota; Fungi; Basidiomycota; Agaricomycetes; Polyporales; Fomitopsidaceae
Exons: 5
Coding region: 1-1347 (448 amino acids)
Source: RefSeq, a predicted model, not a curated record